Messenger RNA from Neohortaea acidophila, 597 nucleotides. RefSeq lists its product as uncharacterized. Bases 69 to 500 code for a protein of 143 amino acids. NCBI's taxonomy places the organism in Eukaryota, Fungi, Ascomycota, Dothideomycetes, Mycosphaerellales, Teratosphaeriaceae. The transcript has 2 exons. The record is from RefSeq and is a predicted model, not a curated record.
CCAACAACGAAACAAAACCACCACACGACCGCAGUCCGCCCUCUCUCCCCCCAACACCCACACGCACCAUGUCGCGCCUCACCAAUCUCGUCCCCCUGCUCGCGCUCCUCCUCGUCCUCGGCGGCGCCGCCUACAUCGGCUACCAAAUCUACCUCUGGUCCACCCAGUUGUCGGAAAGAGGGAAGAAGUCGCUGGAGAAGAAGGACAUCACUUUCACCAAAGACGGCGGACUGAAAGUGGGAGUGAAGGAGAUGAAGGGCGAGACGUACGAGGACAAGACGCAGAAUGUGCUUGUGAAUGUGUGGACUACAUCGUCGGAAUCAAGGCACUCCGCUUCGCGCACGAACUCGUCGCAGUCUACCGCGCGGCCAGGCGCAGCGCAUACCCCCUCGACGCAAUCCGUGAGCGGAGCGAGACCGAGCCCCUCUCACACCCCGUCCGCUCGAUCAGUAGCGCAGCCCGCGGCUCGGGAUGAUGCAGUGCCCGGAGGGUGGUCGUGAGAUAUGGAUGAUGGAGAGCGAGAUGACAUGGCUACCUACACGAAACGCAGGACGAGCGGGAAUGCAAUCAUGACGGGAUACGAUCCAAGCUAGCUUU